GAAGGUCGGUCGCUCUAAGGCUAAGGGCUUAAUGUCUGCUGUAGUUACUAACUUUUCUCCGGUCUCCAACAAAUUUACUGUUGCUCUAUGUGUACUGAAUCAGUGGGCGCUUGACUUUAGUGGAAAUACUAGACGUGUAAUUGAAAGUAUUAAAACUGCUAAACGCUUGGGAGCUAAGUAUAGAGUUGGCCCAGAACUAGAGGUCUCAAGUUACGGAUGUGAAGAUCAUUUUCAUGAAUCGGAUACCUAUAAUCAUUCAUGGCAAUGCAUUGCAAAAAUAUUGAGUGAAACAAAUGAAAAUGUUGAAAUGCAAGAUAUUGUUUGUGAUAUUGGAAUGCCAGUGUUACUGGGAGGUGUGGCUUAUAACUGCAGAAUUCUUUUGUUAAAUGGGACUAUUCUAUUGAUACGACCGAAAUUAGUCCUCGCAGAUGAAGGUUUGCACAGAGAGUCUCGUUGGUUUACGCCUUGGCCUCAUCACCAGAGAAUCAUUGACUUUGAGUUGCCCGAAAUAGUGCAGAAAGUAACCAAGAAUUCUCAGUCAGUAGCAGCUUUUGGUGAUGCUAUUUUACGAUUUUCUGGAAAUGGCUAUUUUGAAUGUGUACAGAUAGGCUUGGAAACAUGUGAAGAGCUUUGGACGGGAACACCACCUCAUAUUGAUAUGUAUGCAGCUGGUGUGGAUGCUGUGCUCAAUUCCAGUGCCAGUCACCAUGAACUGAGAAAACUAAAUAGAAGAAUAGAACUAGUGAAAUCUGCUAGCGCAGCGAAUGGUGGUGGAUUCUAUGCGUAUACAAAUCUUAGAGGAUGCGAUUCUGGGAGAGCUUGUUACGACGGUUGUGCAUUAGCCGCAGUUUCCGGUCAGCUAAUUUGUCUGAGCCCACAGUUUGGAUUUGGGGAUGUCUCUGUUGAAACUGUCACUGUUUGUCUAAAUUCACUAAGAUCAAAGCGAAUUGCCAGUCGUUGUUUUGGGCGUGUGGCUGCAGCUAGUGCAGCUGCGAAAUCCGAUGCAUUUGGCAUUACACACAGUUGUUAUCCAGUUGUUAAGGUUGAUUUCAAUCUUUGCCAUAUUGACCUUUGGCCUGAUCAGUCCUUACAGCAUCACGUUGAUACUCAUAUUCUCUCACCUCCAGAAGAGAUUUCUUGUGGUCCUGCAUUAUGGUUAUGGGACAAUUUACGCCGAAGCAAGUCUUCAGGAUUUUUUCUUUGCCUGAGUGGAGGUUUGGACAGUGCAGCAGUUGCGUGUAUUGUGUUCAGUCUUUGUAAUCAAAUCUUUCAAGCUAUAAGACAAGGUAAUGUGUCCGUUACGCACGAGUUACGAACUAUAUUGAAUGAAUCGGAUAAAUACAUCCCUGACAGUGGUCGUCAAUUAUGUUCUCGUCUACUAACAACUUGUUUUAUGUCAAGUGAGAACAGUUCUGCGCUUACAAGAUCACGUGCUAAUCGCUUAGCUAAACUUUUAGGUUCAAAUCAUUUAGAAUCCGAUAUUACACCACUGGUAAAAGAAUUUGUCCAUAUGGCUUCCAAGACUUUGAAUCUUGCUCAACCACCUCGUUUCACUGUUCAUGGCGGUUCAAGUAAAGAGAGUUUAGCUCUUCAAAAUAUACAAGCUAGAAGUCGUAUGGUUUCAGCAUAUUUACUGGCUCAGUUAAUACCAUGGAAAUGGAAUUUGCCGUCAGGUCUGUUAGUUUUAAGUAGUGCAAAUCUAGAUGAAGGACUAAGAGGUUAUUUAACAAAGUAUGACUGUUCCAGUGCAGACUUAAAUCCUAUUGGAAGUAUCAGUAAGUCAGAUUUACGAUUGUUUAUUGCUUACUGUGCUCAAACGUUCCCAAGUUAUAUGGAUUCUGGAAGUGGAGUUGAACUUUCGGAAGUACUGUUAGAAAUCUUAUCUGCUCAUCCAACAGCUGAACUAAUGCCACCUCAAUCUAACGGUGAAAUUAGUCAGACAGAUGAAUGUGAAAUGGGAUUGACCUAUGACGAAUUAUCAUUAUUUGGUAGACUUAGAAAAAUAUCCAACUGCGGACCUUACAGUAUGUUAGAAUCAUUAUUGGACGGUAGUUGGUUGCUGAUUAAGAAGGUUAUACCUGAUAGUUGUUUUCAAAAAGAUGGGAAACCUGGUGCUGAACUUGCUCAAUAUCUUAGCGAAAAAGUGAAAUUGUUUUUCCGUUUUUAUGCUAUCAAUCGUCAUAAGGCUACGGUUUUACCACCAGCUUAUCAUACUGAGGCUUACAGUGCUGAUGAUAACCGGUUUGAUUUCCGUCCGUAUUUGUAUCCUAAUGACUGGAAUUGGCAAUUUACUUGUCUAGAUUUACUGGUAAAGAAAUGGAUAGAACAAUUCGAGUGACUCUAUUCGGAUCGUUUUAUCUAAGGACCUGUUUACUGGAACAUUCUUUUGAUUCUGGUCAACCUAUAUCAUUUAGAAUUAUUUACAUAUUUUUCCACAAUCACACUGCAGAAUUAUUCUUUAGUGUGGUACUUCUAUAAGUUUUUUUUAUGUGAUAGUGUAAUUUCUCUGAACAUUGUGUAUCAUAACUUUAUUAAACCUCAACAAGUGACUUAUCAAUGAUGAUAAAGUAAAGUUAUAUUA
Molecule: messenger RNA, 2581 nt
Organism: Schistosoma margrebowiei
Lineage: Eukaryota; Metazoa; Platyhelminthes; Trematoda; Strigeidida; Schistosomatidae
Source: the annotation of a GenBank genome assembly